Messenger RNA from Eurytemora carolleeae, 564 nucleotides. Its product is annotated as histidine-rich glycoprotein-like. Lineage: Eukaryota; Metazoa; Arthropoda; Copepoda; Calanoida; Temoridae. Bases 1 to 564 code for a protein of 187 amino acids. The transcript has a single exon. The record is from RefSeq and is a predicted model, not a curated record.
AUGCAUCAUGGGUAUUCAGAUUACGGUAGGCAUCACUGGGAUUCAGAUCAUGGUAUGCAUCAUGUGGAUUCAGAUUACAGUAUGCAUCACGGGGAUUCAGAUUACGGUAUGCAUCACGGGGAAUCAGAUUACGGUAUGCAUCACGGGGAUUCAGAUUACGGUAUGCAACAUGAGGAUUCAGAUCAUGCGAUGCAUCAUGGGUAUUCAGAUUACGUUAUGCAUCACAGGGAUACAGAUUAUGAUAUGCAUCAUGUGGAUUCAGAUUAUGGUAUGCAUCAUGGGGAUUCAGAUUACGGUAUGCAUCACCGGGAUUCAGAUUACGGUAUGCAUCAUAGGGAUACAGAUUAUGCUAUGCAUCAUGAUGAUUCAGACUACGGUAUGAAUCAUGGGGAUUCAGAUUAUGGUAUGCAUCAUGGGGAUUCAGAUUACAGUAUGCAUCAUGGGGAUUCAGAUUACGAUAUGCAUCACGGGGAUACAGAUUACGGUAUGCAUCACUGGGAAACAGAUCAUGGUAUGCAUCAUGGGGAUUCAGAUUACGGUGUGAAUCAUGGGGAUUCAGAUUAA